Camellia sinensis is the source of this 813-nucleotide messenger RNA. Lineage: Eukaryota; Viridiplantae; Streptophyta; Magnoliopsida; Ericales; Theaceae. The record is from RefSeq and is a predicted model, not a curated record.
AUGCCGAAAUCAGUCGGAGCUCUGCUCGCCCAGGAAUUUGACGAAUUUGAACGUCCCGUGUACUACAUAAGCAGAGUCAUCCAAGGGGCUGAGAUCCGAUAUUCCCCCAUUGAACGGCACUGCCUCGCCCUAGUGUUUGCCGCUAAAAAGCUCCGCCAUUACCUUCUUUCUUACCCCAUCCAUCUCAUGACCAGAAGCGAUCCUAUCCGAUUUCUCCUCACUAGACCAGCGCUCUCUGGCAGGCCAGCCUGUUGGCUCCUAUCUUUAGCGGAAUAUGACAUCACUUGCAAAGCUCCCAAGGCCAUCAAAAGUCAAGCGCUCGCUGACCUCUUAGCUCACUUCCCCAGUGGAAAACAUGAGCCGCCCUCGGAUGAAUUGCCAGGAGAUGAGUUCCAAGUGGCUGAAGUAAACACUGAAGGAGAAUGGAGUUUGAGUUUCGAUGGAUCGUCCACCUCUAAAGGGGGAGGAGCUGGAAUAAUCCUUGUUUCCCCAAAUCAAACUGAAGUCAAUUUGUCAUAUAAACUGGAUUUUAAAUGCUCUAACAACGAGACGGAAUACGAAGCCCUGAUAUUGGGGCUCAUGGCAGCACUCCACCUAGGACUAAGUCUCCUAUGUAUCAAAGGCGACUCUAAUCUGGUGGUCAAGCAGACCAAUGGAGACUAUGCUAUUAAAGAGCCCCCUUUGGCUUCGUACAGAACCAUCGUCCAAAGGUUGACAGACAAAUUCGACACGGUAAGGAUAGAACACGCUCCUCGCUCCAACAAUCGACACCCAGACGCCCUCGCCACUUGGCCUCUAAGGUGGAAUUCUUAG